Messenger RNA from Staurois parvus, 1422 nucleotides. The record is from the annotation of a GenBank genome assembly. NCBI's taxonomy places the organism in Eukaryota, Metazoa, Chordata, Amphibia, Anura, Ranidae.
AUGUGGUGCCCUCUAUUGUCAAGCGUCAGUAUUACAAUGCUGUGGGUCUUGGUACUGCUGUCCUGUGGGGUUCCUGCUGCUCUGAUCCCAUCACCUGUUUCCCGCUGUCCGGCUCGCUGUGAUCCAUCCUCCUGCUCGCCAGUGCCCACGAACUGCCCAUCUGGAGAGACGGCACUGCGUUGUGGCUGCUGUACUGUAUGUGCUGCUGAUGAGGGGGACAGAUGUGGAGAAGGACCAACGGAUCCUACUUGUGCCUCCGCUCUGCGCUGUGUGAAGAGUGGGCUUGCGGGGGGUACAAGGACUUGCCAGUGUCCAUCUCCCCAGCCUGUGUGUGGGAGCGAUGGAAAAACUUAUAGCAGCUCAUGCAAGUUGCAGGCAGAGAGUAAAGCUGUACAGAAUCAGGGAUCUGCAGCCAUCAUCCCAAUCCAGAGAGGAGAUUGCGAGCAAGGUCAGAAGGAUCCAGACAGCCCUCGCUAUAAGUAUAACUUCAUCGCUGAUGUGGUGGAGAAGAUUGCACCAGCUGUUGUGCAUAUUGAGCUGUACCGCAUGUUCUCUUUCUUUGGAAAGCGUGACAUCCCCUCAGCCAGCGGAUCAGGUUUCAUUGUCUCAGAAGAUGGGUUGAUUCUUACCAAUGCCCACGUGGUGACAAACAAGCAAAGGCUGAAAGUGGAGAGGAGUGAUGGGUCCACAUACGAUGCAAAAAUAAUAGAUGUAGAUGAAAAAGCUGAUAUUGCCCUCAUUAAAAUCAAGCCAAAGGGGAAGCUGCCUGUGCUGCUAUUGGGUCGAUCAGAAGAUCUCCGGCCUGGUGAGUUUGUUGUGGCAAUUGGAAGUCCAUUCUCUUUACAGAAUACAGUCACAACAGGUAUUGUGAGCACGGCACAACGUGGUGGGAAAGAACUGGGCUUGAGGAACUCUGAUAUGGAAUACAUCCAAACUGAUGCUAUCAUAAAUUAUGGAAACUCAGGAGGACCUCUUGUGAACCUGGACGGUGAAGUGAUCGGAAUAAACACUCUAAAAGUUACUGCUGGCAUCUCAUUUGCUAUCCCAUCUGAUAAAAUCCGCAAAUUUCUCGCCGAGUCACACAGCAGGCAAUCCGCAGGUCAGGGAAUUAAGAAGAAAAAAUACUUGGGUAUAAGGAUGCUGUCGCUUGGUCCUAGCAAAGUAAAGGAGCUCAGGGAACAGCUUAAGGAUUUCCCUAAUGUGACGUCCGGAGCUUACAUUGUAGAAGUGAUUCCAGAUACACCGGCAGAAGAGGCCGGGUUGAAGGAAAGUGAUGUAAUUAUCAGUAUCGGCAGUCAAACGGUGACCUCCAGCAAUGAUGUCAGUGAGGCCAUCAAACAAGAAGGGCCCCUACGUAUGGUAGUACGAAGAGGAAACGAGGAUGUUGUCAUCACAGUGACACCUAAAGAAAUUGAUCUUUAA